UGCGUGGAAAUCGUUUAGACGAUGAUAUUUCAAAGUGCAGCAAAAAGAUGAGGCGAGCAAGCGACAAAGCAAAGGCCAGGAAUGCGCUGGGAAGAUUUUGGACCAACUGCUUUCUGUGUCUCGGCGUGUCACAGACUUAUUCAUGCACUUGAUCACAUUCUCUCCUUCGCUUCACUUCACUUCACUUUCUCUCUUUUCCCACUUUUGGCUUUCUACAAUGGCCGCCUUCUAGCUCUUUUCGUUAAUUUCCUCUUUCUCUUCUCUCUUCUGACAUCAUUUUCGCUUACCCACUGCAGAUAUUAGCUUCUUCUUUUUUGGGUUCCUGGUACGGUUACUCAGAGUGUGCAUGUUUCCUGCCAUUGCUAGCUGCCAGAGAAACUGAGAGUGUGAAAACGGACGAUGAUGAUGGGUUUUCUUAAAUGGGUUUUAUUAUGUGUACUUCUUUCAGUAGCUUCUUUGCGUGGCUGCAUGGGGGUCGACGACGGCGUCCCUAUCCAACUAAACGACGAUGUUUUAGGUCUCAUUGUCUUCAAAUCAGACCUUCACGACCCCUUUUCCUAUCUCGCCUCAUGGAACGAAGACGACGACUCCCCCUGCUCUUGGAAAUACGUUCGCUGCAAUCCCGUCUCCGGCCGAGUCUCCGACGUUUCACUUGACGGUUUGGGCUUAACGGGAAAAAUUGGAAGAGGGCUGGAGAAGUUGCAACAGUUGAAGGUACUCUCACUGUCGCGCAACAAUUUUUCUGGUACUAUUAGUCCCCUGCUUUCCCUCUCUUCUGGCCUCCGAAGGCUUAAUCUUAGCCAUAACAGUUUUUCAGGCAGCAUUCCGAUUUCUCUAGUGAAUAUGAGUUCUUGCAGAUUUCUUGAUCUUUCGGAGAAUUCUUUCUCCGGCCCAUUGCCUGAUACUCUGUUUCAAGACUGUUUUUCUUUCCGUUACCUGUCGCUAGCAAGGAAUAUGCUCGAAGGGAAAAUCCCCAGCACGCUGUCAAGAUGUUCCUUGUUGAACAACCUUAAUCUCUCCAAUAACCGUUUCUCCGGUGACCCGGAUUUCGCUGCCGGGAUUUGGUCGUUGACAAGGCUCCGGGCUUUGGAUCUUUCCAACAAUGCACUCUCUGGGUCUGUGCCGGUUGGAAUAUCGGCCGUACAUAACUUGAAGGAACUCCGAUUACAGGGUAAUCACUUUUCAGGGACUUUACCUGCUGAUGCAGGACUAUGCCCGCACUUGCGGAGGUUGGAUUUCGGCGAUAAUGAUUUCGCCGGAGGGCUGCCGGAUUCACUGCGACUACUGAAUUCUCUGACAUUUUUCAGGGUAUCAAAUAACAUGUUAACCGGUGAUUUCCCUGCUUGGAUUGGUAACAUGAGCAGCCUGGAAUACAUAGACUUCUCAAGCAAUGGUUUCACGGGAAGCCUCUCGCCGUCAAUCGGCGACCUGAAAUCACUCCACUAUUUGAGUUUGUCAAACAACAAAUUCAGUGGAAACAUACCGGAGAGUUUGUUCGAUUUGGGAUUGGAGGAAUUCGACUUUUCAUAUAACGGAUUUGUCGGCUCAAUCCCGCUUGGUUCAAGCAGGCUCUUCCAAUCUCUCCGCAGAAUGGAUCUGUCGAUGAACAAUCUCACAGGAAGUAUUCCUGCAGAAAUGGGUCUUUUCUCCAACUUGAGAUACUUGAAUCUGUCAUGGAACAAUCUCCAGUCGGCGGUGCCGCCGGAGCUCGGGUUCUUUCAGAACUUAACCGUCCUUGAUCUUCGUUACAGUGGUUUGUACGGUUCGAUCCCAGGGGAUAUAUGUGAUUCAGGAAGUUUGGGAAUUCUUCAGUUAGAUGGAAAUGCAUUGAUGGGCUCCAUUCCAGAAGAGAUUGGGAACUGUACAUCUCUCUACUUGCUGAGCUUCUCCCACAAUAAUUUUAGUGGUUCAAUUCCCAUGUCCAUUUCUAAGUUAAAGAAGCUGAAGAUUUUAAAACUGGAGUUUAAUGAGCUGAGUGGGGAGAUACCCCAAGAGCUUGGAAGUUUAGAAAAUCUUCUUGCUGUGAAUGUAUCUUAUAACAGGCUGAUAGGCAGGCUUCCUGCUGGGGGUAUAUUUGGAAGCCUGGAUCAAAGUUCCUUGCAGGGAAACUUGGGAAUUUGCUCACCCUUGUUGAAGGGACCAUGUACGAUGAAUGUUCCCAAGCCUCUAGUUCUUGACCCCAAUGCCUACAAGCAUCAAAUGGGUGAUCAUAAACAAAGAGACAGAUCUUCCAAGUCCACAGAAGGCGGUCGUCACCGCAAUUUCCUAAGUGUUUCUGCUAUUGUAGCUAUUUCUGCAGCAAUGCUAAUUGCAUUUGGUGUGCUUGUCAUCACUCUACUCAAUGUGUCGGCUCGGCGGAGGCCCAAGUUUGUCGACAGCGCCUUCGAAAGUGUGUGCACAAGCUCUUCGCGGUCGGGAAGUCCGCCCACAGGGAAGCUCAUUCUGUUUGAUUCAACAUCAUCCCCAGAUUGCAAUAUUGGCAAUCCUGAAACUUUACUUAGCAAGGCCUCUGAGAUUGGUGAAGGAGUGUUUGGAACAGUUUACAAGGUUCCAUUGGGAACACAAGGAGGAAGAAUGGUGGCAAUUAAAAAGCUUGUUACAGCAAAUAUCAUUCAAUACCCUGAAGAUUUUGAUAGGGAAGUUAGAAUCUUAGGAAAAGCAAGGCACCCAAAUUUGAUAUCCCUGAAGGGAUACUACUGGACCCCUCAGACACAGCUUCUUGUAACAGAGUAUGCAGCCAAUGGCAGCUUACAUGCAAAACUCCAUGAAAGGCUUCCAUCAGCCCCACCUCUUUCUUGGGCCAACCGAUUCAAAAUCCUGCUUGGAACAGCAAAGGGACUUGCCCACUUGCACCAUUCUUUCCGUCCACCCAUCAUCCACUACAACAUAAAACCCAGCAACAUCUUGCUUGAUGAGAGCCACAACCCAAAGAUCUCUGAUUUUGGGCUGGCAAGGCUUCUAACAAAGCUGGACAAGCACAUACUAAGCAACAGAUUUCAGAGCGCGCUUGGCUACGUGGCACCAGAGUUAGCAUGCCAGAGCUUAAGGGUGAACGAAAAAUGUGAUGUUUAUGGGUUUGGUGUGAUGAUUCUUGAGCUUGUGACGGGUCGAAGGCCUGUGGAAUAUGGAGAAGACAAUGUUGUGAUACUGAGCGACCACGUGAGGGUUUCUCUGGAGCAAGGGAAUGUGUUGGAUUGUGUUGAUUCAAGCAUGAGUGAGUACCCAGAGGAUGAAGUGUUGCCGGUGCUCAAGCUGGCUCUGGUUUGCACCUCUCAGAUACCUUCCAGCCGGCCGUCGAUGUUAGAAGUGGUGCAAAUUCUGCAGGUCAUCAAGACCCCGGUUCCACAGAGAAUGGGAUUAUACUAAUUAAUAACAUGCAUUCCGGCCAGUUAUUUUCUGACUGCUCUCGCCUUUGCUUAUUGUUUUGAAAAAAGUCUUUUCUUAUUUUCUCUUCUUUUGAUU
Messenger RNA from Corylus avellana, 3462 nucleotides. Its product is annotated as Leucine-rich receptor-like protein kinase family protein. Gene Ontology annotation, molecular function: ATP binding; protein kinase activity; protein binding. The record is from RefSeq and is a predicted model, not a curated record. Gene Ontology annotation, biological process: protein phosphorylation. Lineage: Eukaryota; Viridiplantae; Streptophyta; Magnoliopsida; Fagales; Betulaceae.